Molecule: messenger RNA, 1230 nt
Organism: Mycosarcoma maydis (corn smut)
Lineage: Eukaryota; Fungi; Basidiomycota; Ustilaginomycetes; Ustilaginales
Exons: 2
Coding region: 1-1230 (409 amino acids)
Molecular function (GO): mRNA binding; metal ion binding
Source: RefSeq, a predicted model, not a curated record
AUGGAUCCAUCUGCGCCUAGCUUUCGAUCACUGUGCAAAGACGCCGAUGCUAGCGCCUUUGCCCCUCCGACCAAACUGAAAUCCUUUCUACCUCCUCAGAUCCAACACGACAGUGCUCCAAUCAAGUCGGAACAGGACGUCCUUGACACUCACCGGACCUGGAGCAAGGAUGAGCUUCCUUCUUAUCAGCACUUUCAAGAGGAAAUACGGAGGUUCCGUUGGCUCAGUCUGAACCAAGUCAUGCCAUCUUAUCAGCAGCUUCCUCCGCCACAGCUAUCGUGGUCCGAAUCAGAUCACGGUGUCCACCAACACUGGUCCUGGCUGAACGAUUCGGCUCCUCUGUCCUCCUCCACUGUGUGCGAGCUUAAGAGCAAUAGUACUGGACUUGAAACCAUAUCCUCGCCUCAAGUUGUAGUUGCUCCCCGCGGACGCUUCCAACCACACAUUCAGCAAACGAUGGACUUCAUCCCUACCCAAAGGUGUUCCUCGAGCUUCGAAUUGCAGCAAACUUAUUCUUCUCGUCCUCAGAAGCAGCCAGGAGCCCGGCCUUUGACUCACCAUCAUUCAGCAAUUCCUGGCUUGAGCUUCGUUCGCGAGAGUUCUUCCUACACCAGCAACGUCAGCGCCUCUCUUAAUCCUCACAAUAAAAUGCAAUUCGACGCUCAACCUGCAAUUUGUGCUGAAGCCUGGCAUCAGCUUUCGCCACCGAGCGCUUCAUUGAAACUUCUCGCCACCUUCGCCAACCGAUCCGACUUUGCACAUCAGUUGGAAGCUCAUCACAACUCGCAGCACAAACAAGCUGCCUCUGCCGGACACUCCUUCUUCCCUGCAGAUACUUAUGUCCCGGUGCUGACUUCCCGAUCCCGCAAAGCAUCGAACGACCGCACAGAGCACACUCGCGGUCCUUCGGCUUUCAAUGCUAAAGAGAAAUUGUACAAGACCGAAAUUUGUCGGAAUUGGGAAGAGAAAGGAUUCUGCUACUACGGAGAUCGAUGUCAAUUCGCUCACGGUGAACACGAGCUGCGUCAGGUACCACGCAAUCCUCUCUGGAAGACUAAGCCGUGCAAGCGAUUCAAGCUGUGGGUAGCAGGUUCGCAGACUCUAACCUCGAUUCAAUGGCUACUGACCUCUUGUCUGGUCAUGAACCGUGCACGCAUCUUCAAAGCUACGGAUCGUGCCAAUUUGCCAAGCGUUGCUGGUAAGCUGUCCGUCGCUCGUCGCCAUGGAUAA